AUGCCCAACAAGCAGAUGAAGCGGCUGCUGCGGGGCAAGUACACCGCCUAUAGCGCGUCGGCGGUCGCAGACGCCCGGUCGGGGAAGCUGAAGCCACCGGAGCGUGGGGUCGUCUCUACGUGGUGCAAGGAAGCGUGGAAGUCCAUCACCCCCGAGACGGUCAAGACUUGCUUCAAGCGCGCCGUGUGGCUCGCUGAGCACCCCGACGUGACUCUCCCGCCGCUCAAGCUGCCGAAGGUACCAGAGGGGUUCGACUCCAACCCCAUCACGGCUGCUCAGAUGGAGGUCGAGGGGAAGCUGCUGCCCUACGUCGCUGAUGAGAGCGACAGCGAGGUGGAGGUCUCGGAGGGCGACAGCGACGUGGAAGUCGUGGAGGCCCAGGGGGGCGGGGGCGCCGAAGGAGAAGUAGUCGAACUUUGAAUUAUAGUUCUUUGGGAUUGCCAGUGAGAUUGGAUGUUUUUGCGAUGGUAGGGGCGCGGGCACGAAGCAGAGUUCAACCCGCCUAGGAAGGACAGUAGUAGGACGUUGGUAGCUCGUAGUGGUAGUUUGGUGUGAUUUUUUACUUCGUUUUUGGUUUCAUCUACGUUUAGAAUUGUUGAGUGGAUGCCGUUUGCCGAUUUGCCGAUCUUGAUUCUUCAGAACGAAAAGGAGAGGACAAAGAGUACAAAAUACAUUUUUGAACAUCGUCAUGGUGCCAAGGGCAGCAGUAGCAGUGGAGCACGCGAUUCAAGCUCCCACAGUAUCCGGAAUUUCCAGCACAAGAUGCUGGUGAAAGGGUGUCACUUACCGCCAAACCUCACCGCACAUAUCGGCGUCUCCGUACAGGAUACCUGUGCGAUAAUCUAGCAAAACAUUCAAAACCCGCUUUUUUUCCGCACACCCUGUGCCAAGACCCCGAUAUGUGCCGAGACCCCGAUAUGUGCCAAGACCCCGAUGAUUACGGUACAUCACUACGUACGCUCCAUUGCUCCCUCGAGGACGGAAUCAAGACUAUUCAUGGUCCAGAUGGACCGAUGGAUGCGCGUUUUUACUUCUGUUUUCGUCCUAUCGAUUCAGGGCACCAGUCUCCAUCAUCAGGACUUACCAGACCAGUCGGGGCCACAGAGAACAAAGUGAAGUAACAGGCAAUGUCGAGGUCACCUGAUAAGCGUGCAGCACUAGUCUAGUCCGGUAAGGGCCUGAGGUAACACUAAUUGAUCACUAAAUACUACGUUUCCGGAGGUAGCCCGGAAAUUAAACGAUUGAUUUAUUCUGUCGUUCCUAACAGUUGCCAUGUCUAUCUGUUCCGAAACUUGGGAUAUUUUCGACUAGUAUUCUGUGUUGUAUUUAACACAGUACCAGUAGCCACGGUGGUUGGUUGUAUCCAUUAGAAACAGCCUAAUAUUUCUUUAUAUGUGUUUGGAAAAAACACUCGCGAGGAGAUUUGAGCUAAACCACCGACAUCCCAAGAUCAUAUUUUUGAUGAUUAGAUAAACUUGCCAGAGGUUCACCUCAUUACAAGUUCAUCCCUCAUCAAGAUCUUAUUUUUGAUGAAUAGACAGACCUGCCGGAGGGUAACCUCAUUACAAGUCUGUAUCUUAUCAGGAUUUUGCGAAGGUGUACCGAUUCAGAAUUUACCCUCAACUGGGAACCAACCUCUUGUGGCCAGGAUGGGUAAUUCGAUGGAAGUGUCACAAGGUUCUUUCUAGGAUCGACUCCAAGAGGUGUCCUCAGGACUGACACACAUUGUGUCCAUGGGAAAAUAUCCAAGUCAGGAGAACAAGUGUGCACCCAAGGAGAUUCGAACCAGUAUCCAGCUGACGCCAUAUGCGAAGGUGUACCGAUUCAGGUAAAAGUC
This is a messenger RNA of Ectocarpus sp. CCAP 1310/34, 1837 nucleotides long. NCBI's taxonomy places the organism in Eukaryota, Phaeophyceae, Ectocarpales, Ectocarpaceae. The record is from the annotation of a GenBank genome assembly.